AUGCCCGCAAUCCGCAAGCGCAGUACGGGGAAGAAUGCAAGUUUCGGCUAUAAGAUAGCUCGUCUCAAGAUCGGUACUUCGAAGCGGAUGUUCAAAAUACAUGAGGAUCUGUUAUGCGAGCGCUCUCCGUACUUCGGAGGCUACCUGCAACCCCAGCGCAAGGAAAUCCAGGGUGACUGCCCUAUAUGCAUCGACGAGCUCAAAACUGGCGUUAAAGAGCUUACAUAUUGCACUAGAUGUGGUGGGAACUUUCACUCUGAAUGUAUCGAGAAUCUGCGCAAGCACAGUCUUCUUCCCCUUCGAUGCCCUCUAUGUCGCCGUAGCUGCAGCAAUCACUUCCGCAACUCCGGCGACUCCAGCAAGAGCUUCCCCGAGCUCCAAGCGGCAGACUUCGCGAAAUAUCACGAAUGGCUAUACAGCGGGACCAUUGGCUGCGACGACUCAGUGUAUGAAGAAGACUUCAAGCCCUUGGUCUCUGCUUAUCUGUUCUCACUCGAGGUGGAGGAUCGAAGGUUUGGCACAGCAAUACUUCAAGCCAUGUUGGAGGUCUACAAGGAUGAGGGCCUAUACCCUGAGCAGGAUGCCAUCGCGCUUGCUUACGAUGUGGACGCAUCACAUGAGCAGAGUGCGGGACUUCGUCGGCUGCGGACGUUCCUUAUUGACACCUACCUCGCCGCCGCUAAGUCAACUUGGUUUGAAGACGAGGACUGGCACAAAUAUCCUCAGGAGUUUCUGAGGGAUUUUUCUGUCGCCAUGCUGAUGCAACACCCACGCAAGAACAAAUGGAACAUCGAUACAUGGAAGGCGAAGUUGGAGGUAGAAGAGGAGGACGAGGACGAGAAUGACACUUCGGACGCAGAACAGUUUGAUACAGACACGGACGAGUGA
Molecule: messenger RNA, 888 nt
Organism: Didymosphaeria variabile
Lineage: Eukaryota; Fungi; Ascomycota; Dothideomycetes; Pleosporales; Didymosphaeriaceae
Exons: 2
Coding region: 1-888 (295 amino acids)
Molecular function (GO): ubiquitin protein ligase activity
Source: RefSeq, a predicted model, not a curated record